UUCAGCUCAUAACUGGAGAAAGUUAUUAUAUUAGUCAGAAAUAGCCUUCAACUUAUUCAGUCUACUAUAAACCGCGUGCUGAAAAAUGAAUAUCGAAGAAUUUAGAGAGUUCGGCAAAGCCAGUGUUGAUUAUAUUGCGGAUUACUUGGAAAAUAUAAGGAAUAUGAACGUACUCUCCUCGGUUGAGCCGGGAUAUCUGAGCAACGAACUCCCAGAGAAAACUCCUUUUUUUGGAGAACCUUGGCAGGGUGUUCUUUCGGACGUGGAUAGAGUCAUAGUACCAGGACUAACUCACUGGCAGUCACCGAAUUUUCAUGCAUAUUUUCCAACUGCAAAUUCCUAUCCUGGAGUGGUCGGCGAAUUAUUUUCAGCCGGUUUGGGGUGCAUAUCAACAGACUGGGAAUCCAAUCCAGCAUGCGUCGAAUUAGAAGUUAGAAUGAUGGACUGGCUGGCUAAAAUGUUAGGCUUACCCAAUCACUUCCUGAAUGAAUCAGAAGGACCAGGAGGAGGAGUGAUACAGAAUGCAGCAAGUGAAUCUACGCUGGUUGGUUUGCUGUCAGGAAAACAGAGAACAAUCAAAACCAUUCUAAACAAGAAUCCCAAACUGACAGCAAAUGAAGUUAAGGAAAAGUUGAUAGCAUACACAUCCAAGGAAUCCAAUUCGUCUGUUGAAAAGGCCAGUUUGCUGGCUUCUGUACCUAUGAGACUCCUUUCAACAGAUGAUAAUUGUAGCUUACGAGGAAAGGUUCUCCAGGAGGCAAUAAAUGAGGAUAGAGCCGCAGGACUGAUACCUUGUUGUGUAGUUGCUAGUUUGGGAACAACGGGAACUUGUGCCUUCGAUGACUUGGAAGAACUCGGUAAAAUUUGCGCGAAGGAAAAUAUGUGGCUGCAUGUUGAUGCUGCCUAUGCUGGAGCAGCCUUAGUUUGUCCGGAAUAUAGAUAUCUAAUGAAAGGCAUCGAAUACGUGGACUCUUUCAACUUCAAUCCCCACAAAUGGUUCCUCGUCAACUCUGACUGUUCGGCAAUGUGGUUCAAAAAUACUAAUGACGUAGAGGCAGCGUUCAAGCUGCAGUCAUCGAUGAUCAAGGAUCCUACAUUCAAACCACAAAUUGAAGACUGGCAGAUACCAACAUCAAGACGUUUCAGAGCUCUUAAGCUGUGGUUCGUUAUGAGAAUAUACGGGGUGGAAGGGAUUCAGAAAUAUAUCCGCGAACAGGUAUCUUUGGCGAAAUACUUGGAAAGUCUGGUGAGGGAAGACGACAGAUAUGAGUUGCUGGUAUCAAGUUUGGGAGUAGUCUGUUUUCGAUUGAAAGGUGACGAUUCACUGACACAGCUCCUUCUGGAUAGGAUAGCUGAAAGCAAGAAACUCUACAUCAUGCCCUAUUACUACCAUAAGAAUUUUGUGGUCAGGUUUGUUAUCUGCAGUAGGCUAACCACAACACACGACAUUGAUUUUGCUUGGCAUGAAAUCAGUUCUAUAGUGGAGGAAAUAAGUAAUGGAGUUGUAACAUCACCCACGGAAUGUGAGAAACCAAGAAAUGAAAAUACUCCUGCAGAUCCAUUGACGAAAGCUAUGAAAGGCUUUUCUACGGAAAAAAAAGAAAAAUUUAAACUUGGACUGUUCCUGUGAGUUAUCCAUGAUGAAAUUCAUUUCCCAGUAUUAUAUUUGAUGUAAGAUGUUAUAAAUAAAUGAAAUCAGUUUGUUAUUAUAAUCUCCCACAAAUAAAUAGGAAUCUGUGUAGUGCUGGA
Messenger RNA from Leptinotarsa decemlineata (Colorado potato beetle), 1749 nucleotides. RefSeq names its product aromatic-L-amino-acid decarboxylase. NCBI's taxonomy places the organism in Eukaryota, Metazoa, Arthropoda, Insecta, Coleoptera, Chrysomelidae. Gene Ontology annotation, molecular function: aromatic-L-amino-acid decarboxylase activity; pyridoxal phosphate binding. Gene Ontology annotation, biological process: amino acid metabolic process; carboxylic acid metabolic process; catecholamine metabolic process. The record is from RefSeq and is a predicted model, not a curated record. Gene Ontology annotation, cellular component: cytoplasm.